Spodoptera littoralis (African cotton leafworm) is the source of this 1886-nucleotide messenger RNA. The record is from the annotation of a GenBank genome assembly. NCBI's taxonomy places the organism in Eukaryota, Metazoa, Arthropoda, Insecta, Lepidoptera, Noctuidae.
AUGGCGAAUGACUGGCGUGGAAGAGCAAAGCACAUCGACAGUGGACGCAGAAGCGGCAGCAGCAUCAGCACAAAAUGGAGAACCGAUAGAAGAACCAACAAACAGGAAUGGAAUGAACCAGAAGAUGUUGAAACGAAUGGAAACAUCAAUCUUGGCGCGUUUGCAGCUGGCGUUUGUGUGGCGUGGUCAUCAUCAGCUUUACCGUUAUUGAUAUCUGAACCAUUUGAGCCACCGUCGCCAACCCGGGAUAUAAUUGCCAUAGAGAACACGACACCAACCUUACUUCGACCUCCACAUACCAAACUUUCGCUCACUCCAUCAGAAGCAUCUUGGGUUGCAUCUUUACUGUGUCUUGGAGCACUAUGGGGCGCAGGGCCGGCUGGACUCAUCUCAGAGUACUUCGGAAGAAAGAAGACCCUGCUUUACUUGGCUCUCCCACUAGUGGUAUCCUGGAUACUCGUCGCUUCAAGUCCAAAUGUGUACGGUCUGUACGUUGGGCGCUUUGUGGGUGGAAUGGCGUUGGGUGCCUUUAGUGUUGGUAUACCACCGUACGUUGAAGAUAUAGCUGAGAAGCACAUACUGCCAACACUUGCCAACUUCUACCAUGUGCACUUCAGCUGCGGUGUCCUGUUUGGAUAUAUUAUUGGUUUGGUUGAGAACACCUCAUGGUUGACAGUACUCUGCGCUAGCGUACCAACUGCUUUCUUCGUUGCCUUCAUCUUCCUCCCUGAAUCACCAGCCUAUCUGAUGUCACAAGGGAAAUUCCACGAAGCAAAGGCAGCUUUACGCUACUUCAGAGGCAUUGACAACGAUAUUGACUCAGAAAUGAAAGCUUUGAAAGAACGCCUUAGAAACUCUGCCAAGAUCAAAGUCACUUUUAAAGAACUCUUUGGAACCAGGUCCACAGUCAAAGCUCUUGUUGUCUCUUUCUUACUUAUGGUCUUUCAACAGAUGAGUGGCAUAUACCCUGUCCUUUUCUACGCUAAGAAUAUAUUUGAAACAUUCGCUAUAUCUCUCAAUCCUCCAAGUGCUGCUAUCAUUUUGGGUUUCUGUUUCGUUUCUUCUACGUACUUUUCCACUAUGCUUCUAAAAGGAGUCAGAAGGAGAGUACUUUUGAUGAUUUCUUUCGCAGCUAUGGCUGUAAAUUUAGCUGGUCUGGGUAUCUAUUACCAUUUGAAGGCAUCGAACUUCUCUCCAAGUAGCACAUGGGUUCCACUGUUCACUCUAUGUCUUUUCGUAAGUUUCUAUGCAUCUGGUGUCGGGCCUAUCCCAUGGUUGAUGCUUAGGGAAAUUUUCCCACCUCACAUGACACGAAGAGCAACAGCUUUGACGGCUGGAUUCCAUUGGUUCUUGGCGUUCUGUGUCACGAAAUUUUACCAGAAUUUGGUAGACAUGGUGAAACAUGGAUGGACUUUAUGGGCUUUUUGUAUAGUUUGUAUUGUGGGGAUUGCGUUUGUCUUCUUUUUUGUGCCGGAGACAAAAGGCAGGACGCUAGAAGAGAUACAGAAUGAGUUUGAAGGGAUUCAUAAAAAGAGAAAGCACAGACACGUGAUAGAAGUAGAGAGCGUAUCAGAAGCUUAGAUCAAGACUGUUAGGAUUUGGAUAUUUUACUAGAUUGUUCAAAUCCAUAGAUUUAUUUAUAAGUUCAGUUGCUCAAUUUUUUAUAAUGAUUGUCCAAUGUAAAUUAGAUUUUUAUUCUAAUAAAUUAUAUGUUAUAAUUAGACAGACAAACGUUAUAAACUAAAGAGAGAAUGUAAAUUAUUUUUUAUACCUGUGGGCUAUUCAGGUCGUUUAGUGUUCAUUAAAAUAAUUAGCUUUAGUGUACAUGUAUUUAUUUUUAUUGUAAUAAACGUAACUUUAUGUCAACUACACGUUCUUUAUUACAA